AUGUUGUUGGUUUAUGGCGCGACACAAGGACGACGAAAUCUUAUAGCUCUUUACGAAAGAUCGAACCAGUCCGGCAUGAUCAGGGGCAUAUCGGAAAUGGUCAAUCUUUUGGCGCCAAAAUCGCUGGUUAUAUUGGUACAAAAUGAGACCAAAAUCGAUCGCCUGGACAAAUUGACCGUCAUGAUCCAUCAUCACAACAUACCGACAUGUGUUUUCUACGACCUGGAAGGAUAUUUCAACCUAAUCGAAGAGAAGCUCAAGAAAUCGCUCGAAAUCACAUCGCUUAUAUUCUGCCACCCGGAAGACAUGCUGCAGGACAUGACCGACAGACGGUUGGCCCACCGGCUCAGCCUGUUUAUCUUCUACUGGGGAGCAACGCAACCUCCCGCACGAUUGAAUAGCGCCCUGCUAAGGGAGCCCCUGCGCGUGGCAAUCAUUACAAAUCCACGACGAAACAUUUUUCGUAUUUUUUACAAUCAAGCUCUACCAAAUAAUCGAGGUGAAAUGCGAAGCGUCAACUGGUUCGAUGGAAAUGAUAUGACGUUCAAGCGCAUGCCACUGCUUCCGUUACCGACAAAAGUGUAUAAAAAUUUUCAAGGGCGCAUUUUCACCAUUCCAGUGAUACACAAACCACCAUGGCACUUUAUCGUUUAUGGAAACGCAAGCGGCAACGCCGAGUAUAUGACCAACAAUUCAAACAGCGACGACGUUGGUUUUGAGCUAGAUUUAGAACGCAACGUUACGGUGGAAACAGACGACAAUUAUUUCACAGUAAAAGGAGGCCGCGAUCACAACCUCAUGCAACUGGUUGCCGACCGGAUGAACUUUAGCUUUCAAUACGUGGAGCCGCCCGAAAAAAUCCAAGGCAUAGCCCUCGGUUCCGAGGGAAAUGCGAGUUUUUCCGGCGCCCUGGGCAUGCUACAGCGAAGAGAAGCAGACCUGUACCUUGGCGAUGUCGCCGUAACGUGGGAACGGAUGAAGGCGGUCGAGUUUUCCUUUUUCACACUGGCCGAUUCAGCUGCCUUUGUAACGCAUGCCCCGCGCAAACUGAACGAAGCUUUAGCUCUUGUCCGUCCGUUCCAGGUGACGGUUUGGCCACCGGUUAUAAUUACCAUUAUCAUAUCCGGUCCGAUAUUGUACGUCAUCAUAUCGACGCCGUUUCGUUGGAAAAGCCCGCGUGAGCCAAGUAAGGGCAGCAUUUUGCAACGGUACAAGGCGGCUCGAAAUCGUAAGCCUGCAUUCUAUAAUAUGCGGUAUAUUGAAGAAAUGAACUACACGCGGUUCACCGCAACACGCCAAACGCGCCUGAUGAGGGAAAAUGAUAACUUUCCAAGCUUGGACCGGUGCAUUUGGUAUACGAUAAACGUGUACCUUCGCCAAUCGGCCAACAUUCCGUACGAUGGACACCUUGCACGUUUCUUUUCCAUAUUACUAUGGUUAUGCGCCACCUAUGUGCUGGGAGAUGUUUAUUCCGCCCAGUUAACUUCACAGUUAGCUCGACCGGCCCGUGAAAGCCCAAUCAAUACGCUUGGGCGGCUAGAGUACCGCAUGGCACGUGACGGUUACGAGUUGCUAGUCGAACGGCAGAGUGGAUUUCACGCUGCACUGGUAAAUUCGACGGGUGUGCUGCAACGGUUGUACCGUUUAACACGGAAGCGUUCGGUGAACGACUCAUUUUUGGUCACUUCCGUAGAGGUAGGCAUUCGGGUGCUCCAGAACGACCCCAAGCAUGCAGUGUUUGGAGGCCGCGAAACGCUUUACUUCAACACAAAACGGUACGGUGCAAAUCGGUUCCAAUUGAGCGAGAAGCUUUACACUCGCUACUCGGCCGUUGCGGUACAGAUUGGGUGUCCGUUUUUGGACAGCUUGAACGAAGUUAUAAUGCGUCUCUUUGAGGCAGGAAUUGUGGAGAAAAUUACCAUUGCAGAAUACGAGCAAAUGUUCGGGCGACAAAAAGGUGGCAUUUCUCAUGCCGAGGAAACACUCCGUUCGGCGAAAUCCAAUUCUGAUUGCAGUGAUAUGGAUGGGCCAGGUGGUAAGAGAAAGUCGGAUUCUAACGACAAAUUGCAACCAAUGAAUUUAAGAAUGCUUCAGGGCGCGUUUUUGGUUCUGGCUUGCGGGCAUUUAUUGGGCGGAGUGUGUCUUUUUGUUGAAAGGCAUAUGAUGAUGAUAGUUUGUUACAGUAAUGCCCUGAACCGAUUCUGGCAAAGAGGCAAGCGUAUAUUUAUUCGUCGACAUUGA
Molecule: messenger RNA, 2241 nt
Organism: Anopheles nili
Lineage: Eukaryota; Metazoa; Arthropoda; Insecta; Diptera; Culicidae
Gene: Ir40a
Product: ionotropic receptor 40a
Exons: 6
Coding region: 1-2241 (746 amino acids)
Cellular component (GO): membrane
Molecular function (GO): ligand-gated monoatomic ion channel activity
Source: RefSeq, a predicted model, not a curated record